GAAUGUAGCAAGUGUCUUCAGUCCACACUCACCAAAUCGUCGCUUCAUUUCGGCCACACCAAUUCGCUUUGUGGAACGCUAGCUAGGCUGCGUUAGUGUUUUUAUACACCACAAACAACAUAUCUGUGGAUCAACGUUUGAGAAUAUUUAUGCGGCUGCGCCUUUCAAUAUACAAAAACGAAGAUGACAUCAAAACUGAAAGCAGGGAAGGUCGGCUCCAAGAAUAAGGAGGAUGCUCCUUAUGAGUUGGAGAGCCAGUUUGUCCUGAGGCUUCCUUUGGAGUACGCCUCAACGGUGAGAAGGAUUGCCCAGUCAAGCAGUAUGAACAUUAAAGACCGGCUCACCAUUGAGUUGCACCCCGAUGGCCGUCACGGCAUUGUAAGAGUAGACCGCGUCCCUUUGGCCUGCAAGCUGGUGGAUCUGCCCUGUAUGAUUGAGUCUCUGAAAACAGUGGACAAGAAGACAUUUUACAAGACUGCUGACGUUUGCCAGAUGCUGGUGUGUACACUAGAUGGAGACCUUUACCCUCCUUUGGAGGAGCCAACAGGAACCGACCCCAAGAGCAAGAAGAAGGACAAAGACAAAGACAAGAAAUUUGUUUGGAACCACGGAAUCACCUGCCCUCUGAAGAAUACACGCAAGCGGAGAUUUCGGAAAACUGCAAAAAAGAAGUACAUUGAAUCCCCUGAUGUGGAAAAGGAGGUGAAGAGAUUGCUGAGCACAGACGCUGACGCUGUCAGUGUGCGGUGGGAAAUCAUAGCAGAAGAUGAGUCCAAGGAAGCCGAUCAGCACGGCUCUCUGGCCAACCUGGACUCCUCGCCUGGCACCUCGGGACACAAGAUGGGUCAUGGCUCUUUGGCCCAGCGUGACGAACUGAGGGAGAUCUUCAACGACAUCAGCAGCUCCAGUGAGGAUGAGGAGGACGAAGGGGACCGGCACGAGGACGAGGACCUGAAUAUCAUGGACACCGAGGAUGAUCUGGUCCGACAGCUCCAAGAGAAACUCAACGAGUCCGAUUCUGCACAGCAUGAAAGCGAUAGAAACAACCAGAUAGUUAUGGAGUACCAGUUGCAGAUGAACAGCGUCAAAGCCAAGCUUCAGGACACCCGCGCCCGAAAGAAACAGCAGGAGGAGCUCAUCAUGAAAGUGGAAAACCAGGCGCUCAAAAACCGCUUCCAAGCUUUGUUGGACGAGAUUAUUCAGCAGGAGGAGCGCGAGAUGGAGCAGCUGGCCUCCCUGCAGGAGCAGCUGGACUCGCUGAUAGAGAAGUGACCACCAGGGGGCAGCCUCGUGCCGUCUUCUGGCUCACGAGUGCACACACACACACACACACACGAGGAGGAAGAGGAGGAGG
Messenger RNA from Pungitius pungitius (ninespine stickleback), 1354 nucleotides. RefSeq names its product TAF7 RNA polymerase II, TATA box binding protein (TBP)-associated factor (gene taf7). Gene Ontology annotation, molecular function: RNA polymerase II general transcription initiation factor activity. Gene Ontology annotation, biological process: RNA polymerase II preinitiation complex assembly; transcription initiation at RNA polymerase II promoter. The transcript has 13 exons. NCBI's taxonomy places the organism in Eukaryota, Metazoa, Chordata, Actinopteri, Perciformes, Gasterosteidae. Gene Ontology annotation, cellular component: transcription factor TFIID complex. The record is from RefSeq and is a predicted model, not a curated record. The coding region runs from base 184 to 1272 and encodes 362 amino acids.